AUGGAAGACCCUUACGAAGACGAUACCGAGCAUGCAACAUCUGGUACAGGUGCAACUGCAAGCAAGCGGCCUGCCGGGGUAUCAACUGCUCCUCAGGAGGGCCAGGAAGGAGGCAGCUCGGGGCAACGAAACUCUUGGAGCUUCCCUUCUCUUCCAUUCGGUGCACAACGCCAAGGGUUUCAAAGAGUGGAAUGCAAAGGCUGUGAUGAUGACGAUGUGCCUUCGGCAUCCUCUGGGCAGCGUCCGACUUCGAGCACUAGCCCUUUGCACACUGGCGCUUCUCGCCAAGGCUCUGAAAACGCAGAACUAGGUCCCUCAGAAGACGAUGCACAGGCGGGGCCUUCGACAUCUGCUGCGCACGAAAAUUCCCGUACACAACCAGAAGGAGCACUAGAUUUCCAAGGGAAGCACGGGCGGCGGCAUCAAACUCUGCUUCGGCUUGGAGACGUGACCUCUCCUCAUUACUUGAAUUUGGGCGGCAAACCCGACUGGCGGAGGCUUAAAGAGGAUUGGCGUAUGUUAAUUUGCUAUUCCGAUUCUGCCUACGUUCUUUUUCUAUUACCUAUUCCAGGGGCAGGGAGAAGUGCAACGGAUGCUGGAGAGUUUCGGUACUACUGCAGGGAGUUUUUGUUUCCCACACGAGGGAAUGUUCAAAGCAAAGCGUCAACACGCCAACUCUGUUGCGUCUGGGAAGAUUCAUGUCGCGUGGUUCCUGUUCCCAUCAACAUGUGCUUUCAGCGCGACGUAACGUUAGUAGCUGAGGAAAUGGCGAGUAUUUGUUUGGAGGACGCCAAAAAGAGUAUUCGUGCGUUCAGUGCAGUAGCUUGA
Eimeria tenella is the source of this 828-nucleotide messenger RNA. RefSeq lists its product as uncharacterized. Lineage: Eukaryota; Apicomplexa; Conoidasida; Eucoccidiorida; Eimeriidae. Bases 1 to 828 code for a protein of 275 amino acids. The transcript has 4 exons. The record is from RefSeq and is a predicted model, not a curated record.